AUGAUUGCUAUUAGUACGAAAGCGUGGCUUUCAAACUUUAUAAUAAUUGGGGCUCCAAGAGAUAAUUCUGUUUUGUUAGAUGAAUCAAUUUUUGAAUCUGGUGGAAUAUACAAUUGCACAAUUCCCUCUGAAAACAAAACUCCUCGAUGUAGUGAAAUAGGUCUUGAUCCGCAAGGAAAUUAUUCAAAGCAUUCAGACAAUCAAUGGUUAGGUGGCACAAUUUAUGGUAACAGUGACGAUAUGGGUUCAAUUACGGUUUGUGCACCUAGACAUUUUUUUAUUUUUAACUUGAAUGGAGAAGAUCAAGAAAUUAUGGACGGGAAUUGUUAUGAACUAAAAUUUAAUAAAAAUGAAAAUCAUUGGGAAAUAGAAUUUUAUCCACAUAAAAGCGAAGAUUCUUCAGAAGGAUGUAAUCGAUAUGAAUUUUCUCAAAUGGGAUUUAGUUUAUAUAAAGAUGAAAUAAAUCGAAAAACUAUUUUUGGCGAACCUGGUGCUUUACAUUGGGAUGGUAGAGCAUCAAUUUAUACAGAUUUUGAAAUAGAGCACAUAAAUUUUUUAUCAAUUUCUGAAAAUUGUAUUGGUUCAUGGUCAUAUAUGGGAUAUUCAGUAGUAACAGGAAAAUUUGAUAAAAAUGCAAUUGCUUCUUAUUAUAUUAUUGGAGCACCUAAACUUUUCGACACGGGAGCUGUUUUGAUUUUUGACAAUUUCCAAGAUCAAACUACAAUGAAAUUUAAUUUAACAGGCAUACAGAAAUAUGAAUAUUUUGGAUAUAGUUUAUUACUUGAUGAUUUAAAUGAUGAUAGAAUUAACGAAUUAAUUGUAUCAGCUCCAUUACACACCGAAAAAGGACGAUAUGAAAUUGGUGUAAUUUAUAUAUUUAAUAUUGAAUCUGAUUUUCAAGUUACAAAUAGAAUUAUAAAACCACCAUUUUCAAGAAGAUCUGCAAAAAGAUUUGGUACAGCAAUGACGAGACUUGGUGAUAUAAACCAUGAUUCUUUUAAUGAUAUAGCAGUAUCUGCACCAUUUGGAGAAAAUCCUGUUGUAUAUUAUAUCCUGUUGUAUAUAUAUUUUGGUAGCAGUGAAGGAUUAAAAGAAAAUCCAGAACAAAUUUUAAGAUCACCAAGAUAUUUAAAUAUUAAUAGUAUGUAUGGAAUGAGUUUAGGUGGUAGGGUAGAUGUAGAUGGAAAUGGAUUUAAUGAUUUAGUUAUUGGUGCACCAAAUGCUGAUCAAGUUUUUUUAUAUUUAACAUAUCCCACCAUUUCAAUAGUUGCAACUUUUCAAAAUUUAACUGAUGAAAUUCCAAUUGGGAAAGAUCAUUUAUUUAAAACCUUUUCUGAUGUAACGGUGAAAUCUAGAUAUCCGGAUAAUCGUUUAACAUUUCUUUCUAAAGAAUAUAUGAAAGUUACAGAAAAAAAAUAUAGAAUAACAAUUGAAUCUGGUGAAAAUAAUUGUGAGACUAAUUUUCUAUUAAUUAAGUAUGAAGGGCAAGAAAUUAUGACACCUUUUGAAAUUGAAAUGAGCUAUGAAAUCGUACAGAAUCCAUUAACAGAAGAAUUUUGUAAGAAUUGUGUUACUGUCAAUGAUCAUAAUUCAAAGGGAACCAUAUACAAAAAAUUUAAAAUGACCGAUACUUGUAAUGAUUGUAUACCAGACUUAAAAAUUAAUGUGACUUCUAUGGAAAAAGCCUAUUUACCAAAAAUUAAUAUAACUUCAAAUCAUAAACUUUCUUUUGGAAAAAUACCAAAAUUCUGCAAUGAAAUCAAUUUCGUAUUGCAAUGUGAUUUGUGGCGUAAUGAUGACUUAUACUUACGACUGGAUGAUUCGGUAUGA
Condylostylus longicornis is the source of this 1830-nucleotide messenger RNA. Its product is annotated as integrin alpha-PS3-like. Gene Ontology annotation, biological process: cell-matrix adhesion; cell adhesion mediated by integrin; cell-cell adhesion. Gene Ontology annotation, molecular function: integrin binding. Gene Ontology annotation, cellular component: external side of plasma membrane; integrin complex. The record is from RefSeq and is a predicted model, not a curated record. The transcript is spliced from 5 exons. NCBI's taxonomy places the organism in Eukaryota, Metazoa, Arthropoda, Insecta, Diptera, Dolichopodidae. The coding region runs from base 1 to 1830 and encodes 609 amino acids.